Molecule: messenger RNA, 4707 nt
Organism: Vollenhovia emeryi
Lineage: Eukaryota; Metazoa; Arthropoda; Insecta; Hymenoptera; Formicidae
Exons: 3
Coding region: 1-4707 (1568 amino acids)
Biological process (GO): DNA integration
Molecular function (GO): nucleic acid binding
Source: RefSeq, a predicted model, not a curated record
AUGGCAGGUCGAAUUAAGUUAUUAAUUCAAAAGCGAACGUCGUUAAAAUCUCAAAUUACGGGUUUGAUGAAUCUGGUUGAGAGAGGCAGUUACGAUAAGGCCGCGUUAAGAUUAAGGAUGGCCCGCAUAACCGACUUGUAUCACGCGUACGAAGAAUUUAACGACGAGCUCGUACUAUUAGAUCCGAACGACACUCAUAAAGACGAAUUCACUAACGUACAGGAAAGAUUUUAUUCACUCGCAAGUAAAGUGGAAGAGAUAGUAAGUUCCACCGUUUCGACCGCGAGUACCGGUGUCACUAUUAGCGCGUCGCAACCCAGCGAUUCUGAGACCACGGCGAUCGUAAAACGGCGAGUAAAAUUGCCGGAAGCGUCUCUACCGAAAUUUGACGGCCAAUACGAGAAUUGGCUGUCCUUUAAAAAUACUUUUCUCGUUAUGAUCGAUUCACAAACAGACUUGAGCGAAGUACAAAAAUUGCAAUACUUAAAAUCGGCGUUAACGGGCGAGGCAGCUAAUAAAUUAAAGAUUCUAUCGAUCGAAGGCUCAAAUUAUCAAAAGGCAUGGGAACUGUUGAAACGCUCGUACGAAAAAAGGAGACAACCGACAGCUUGUCCAAGCUUGCCGACGACGCGCAGCGUAGCAUCGUUAGCCGCGUUAGGAGUUAACGUGGGGUCCGAGAUACUUGUAAACGUACUAGAAAGCAAAUUACCUAAGAUCGUAGCGGAAAAAUGGGAGGAAUCUCUGGAUCGGGACGAAUUUCCGAAGAUCGACGAUCUAUACGAAUUUUUAUAUAGAACCGCAGUUCGCAUAUCUAAGCGUGUUCGUGUGGGAACGACCAAACAAGCCGACAGAUCGACACCUCCCGGGAAAAAGGCGCGGAUAUCCAACAAGGCAUUUGUGGUUAAUAUUGCGAAUAAUUGCCCAGCGUGUAAAAAUAAGCAACAUCCGUUAUUUAAGUGUGACAAUUUCAAGCAAUUAUCUGUGCCGAAGCGCAUCGAAUGCGUGAAAAACGCGAUGCUUUGUUACAACUGCUUACGUUCACAUCGUGGUAAACCUUGCAAUCAUUCGCACUGUAGCAUUUGCCAAGGGCGACAUAAUACGCUUUUACAUCUUGAGAAAACCCAAGUCGCAUCCACGACAACGGACGCGACGGACGUCAAGGGGGAACAAGACUUAGUUCCGUCGGAAACUUUCCCGCGAGAUUCCAUCACAAUACCGUCCAAUAUAAAAUUGGUUGAUCCAGAGUUUCAUUUACCGCGUCCUGUUGAUUUGCGGAUUGGUGCGGAGGUGACAUUGUCGUUAUUCUCCAUAGGCCAGAUCAAUUUAUCGAUACGAGAUAAUGAUUUAUAUCUACAAAAGACUUGUCUCGGCCGGGUCGUUGCAGGCGGAAGCUCGUCGCGGAAUCAGCCGAAAACUGCGAUAUGUAAAUUAACUGGUCUAGAUCAACAGAUCGCGAGAUUCUGGGUGAUUGAGGAGAUAUCUGAUCCCACCGUUACGCCGAAAUCUAACGAGGAACUCGAAUGCGAAGAGCAUUUCACUAAGUUUGUUACUCGCAACCGCGACGGUCGCUAUACGGUGAGACUACCAUUUCGCAAGGAUAAGAUGAGCCUCGGCGAUUCGCGAACCGUCGCUCUCAAACGUUUAAAUUCGCUCGAACGGAAGCUCGACUCAGAUCCAUUGUUAAGGGCCGCCUAUUCGCAAGUAAUACAGGAAUAUUUAGAUCUGAAACAGAUGAUUCCGGUGAAUAACCCUUCCAAUGAAGGAUUUUAUAUGCCGCACCAUGCGGUAAUCAAAUCAUCGAGUACCACGACCCGGGUUCGUGUCGUGUUCGAUGCAUCGGCAAAAACGAGUAAUGGCACAUCGUUAAACGAUAGGUUAAUGGUGGGGCCGACUAUUCAAGAUACGUUAUUCGUUCACUUAAUUCGAUUCCGUACGUAUAAAUAUGUUCUCACAGCAGAUAUAGAAAAGAUGUAUAGGCAGAUAUUGUUGCACGAGGAUGAUCAGAUAUACCAACGAAUCCUCUGGCGCCAGAACGAUCAAAUAAAGACUUUGCAACUUAACACCCUUACAUUCGGCGCAUCCUCGUCACCGUAUCUGGCUAUACGAACAAUUCAAAAACUAGCCGAUGACGAGCACGACGCAUAUCCUGACGCCGCCCGAGUUCUCAAGACGCACUUAUACGUAGAUGACUUACUUACAGGUACGAAUACCGUUAGCGAAGCUCGCGCGUUGCGGGAUGACAUAAUCACGGUACUUUCUCGAGGCGGUUUUAAUAUUCGACAAUGGGCGUCGAACGACGAACGUAUCAUUAACGAUUUAACCCCCGAUGCGGUGAAUACUAGUCUCAUGCUCGAUAAAAACAACCCCUUGAAAGCAUUAGGCAUAGCAUGGCGCGCACACAACGACAAGUUAUGUUACUCGGUCCGCUCGAUCGAUCACGCCGAAAGAAUCACAAAGCGAACGAUUUUUUCCGAAAUCGCAAAGAUUUUUGAUUCUUUAGGCGUCUUAGGCCCUGUCAUAUUAUACGCUAAAAAAUUGAUGCAGAAUUUAUGGCAGUGCAAGGUAGAUUGGGAUGAAUCCGUCCCAUCCAAUAUACACAAAACGUGGAUAGAGUUCGCGACUCAAUUAGAUUUAAUGAAUGAGCUAUCCAUGGAUCGCCCUGUGUUGAUUUCGGAUUACACCGAUGUUCAAAUACAUGGAUUUAGCGACGCGAGUAACAUCGGUUACGGUGCCUGCAUUUACCUUCGUUCGACCGAUCAACGCAACAACGUACGUUGUCGUCUACUUUGUGCGAAAUCUCGCGUCGCACCAUUAAAAACUGUGACGAUACCUCGCCUCGAAUUAUGCGGUGCGCUCCUGCUAGCCAAAUUAUAUCGCGAAGUACAUCGUGCGUUAGGAAUAUCCCCUAGCAAGACGGUGUUAUGGAGCGACUCGACCAUUGCGUUACAUUGGGUGAAAACUCCACCUCAUCUAUUAAAAACGUACGUGUCCCACCGCGUUGCUCAAAUCCAAGAAAUUACUGACUUACAAGCUUGGCGACAUAUUCGAUCCGAGGAUAAUCCGGCCGACGCGCUAUCACGGGGUCAGUUACCGCAGGCUUUCCUGAAUAACCAAUCAUGGUUUUCCGGACCAUUGUGGCUAACGAAAGAGGAAGGCGAAUGGCCUAACGGUAUCGUAGAAUUAAAGGAAUUACCCGAAUUACGAAAAAAUAUAUGUAUAGCGACGGUUUCUAACGAUUGUAGCUUCCUUAAGAAAUAUUCGUCAUAUUCACGAUUAUUAAAAAUCACAGCAUUAUGCCUACGUUUUCGACCAAAGAACACUUACCGCGGGCAGCUAGGCAUAACGGAAAUAAAUGACGCGGAAACGAGAAUUAUAAAGAUCAUUCAAAAAUCUUGUUUUUCACGCGAAUUGAAUGAACUUGCGAAUGGGCGCCCGAUAAAGAAAGGCAAUAUUGCCGCGCUAAAUCCGUUCCUCGACGAAAAUGGUUUGAUUCGCGUCGGCGGACGCCUCAGACUAUUAAAGUUAGCCUUCUCGCAAAAGCACCCAAUUUUACUACCAAGUCAUUAUUUCUUAACGGAUUUAAUUAUGAGAGAAACGCAUGAAAAAUACUACCACGCCGGCAUACAAACGACUUUGUAUACGAUUAGACGCAAAUUUUGGCUACUCGACGGUCGAAACCAGGUGCGUAAAAUCAUACGAUCAUGCAUACGCUGCUUUCGAUUCAACGCCGGCUCGGUCGAUUACAAAAUGGGCGAUUUACCUAAAUCCCGAGUGAGUAACGCGACUCCCUUCGAUAAUACCGGGAUCGAUUUCUGCGGCCCUUUCUACAUUAAGGAGAAAAAGUAUCGAAAUCAAAGGCGAAUCAAAGUAUACGUAUGUGUGUUCGUAUGUAUGGCCGUAAAGGCAGUACAUUUAGAAAUCGUAAGCGACAUGACCACCGAUGGUUUUUUAGCAGCCUUGCGUCGCUUUAUAGCGAGACGAGGGAUACCGACACGCGUCUAUUCGGACAAUGGAACUAACUUUGCAGGUGCGAAUAAUCACCUGAGAGAACUAUAUGUUCUAUUCAACUCCGAUGAACACAGGAAUCGUACGAAUCGAUUCUCGGUUGAACAUCACAUUACGUGGCAUUUUAUACCUCCCAUAGCUCCACAUUUCGGUGGACUAUGGGAAUCCACUGUAAAAGUAUUUAAACAUCAUUUUAAGCGUGUUGUCGGUGAGCUUUUGUUUACAUUUGAGGAACUAAAUACCUUUACUAUAGAAGUCGAAGGAAUAUUAAAUUCCAGACCCAUCUGCGCUCUCUCAUCCGAUCCCAAUGAUCUGUCUGUCCUUACACCUGCACAUUGCUUAAUCGGCAGACCACUGAUUAACAUGCCCGAGCCUGAUCUCUCGUCUGUCCCAGCCAACCGUCUGUCCACCUGGAAACACACCAUGAAGGUGCGGCAAGAUUUCUGGGCUCGCUGGAACCUGGAAUAUGUCAACGAGCUCCAAGUCCGUACUAAAUGGGCUAAAGACGGAGAAAAAAUCAACGUCGGAACGAUCGUCCUCAUCAAGGACAAGGGCCUUCCCUGCGGUCAAUGGGCGCUAGGGAGAAUCGAAGAAACCCAUCCAGGUCAAGAUGGAGUGGUGCGAGUCGUUUCCGUGAAAACGGCAACCGAAACAUUAAAGCGAACCGUGAAGUGUUUAUAUCCACUUCCCUUCGAUCAAUAA